This is a messenger RNA of Capsella rubella, 1821 nucleotides long. Its product is annotated as pentatricopeptide repeat-containing protein At1g14470. Gene Ontology annotation, biological process: RNA modification. NCBI's taxonomy places the organism in Eukaryota, Viridiplantae, Streptophyta, Magnoliopsida, Brassicales, Brassicaceae. The coding region runs from base 43 to 1674 and encodes 543 amino acids. Gene Ontology annotation, molecular function: RNA binding; protein binding. The record is from RefSeq and is a predicted model, not a curated record. The transcript has 2 exons.
GAGAGAGAGAGAGAGAGAGAGAGAGAACGUGAAGCUAUAUAUAUGUCUCGAGAACUCACUGUAUCUUUUGCCGCCAUAGCUUUACAAGCUCUAACCUUUCCUCAGCUAAACCAAAUCCAUGCUCAGCUCAUCGUCUUCAAUUUCCUCAGUCGUAAAAGCUUCUGGGCUUCGCGUCUCAUUAGCUGCUGCACGCGUCUCCGUGCGCCGCCUUAUUACACGCGGCUCGUUUUCGAUUCGGUGGCAUUUCCCAAUGUCUUCGUCGUCACUUCCAUGUAUAAAUACCUUUCGCGGAUGGAUAUGGCCGAUGAUGCUCUUCGUCUCUACGAACAAAGAUCGCGUUGCGGGAUUUUGCCUGACGCUUGGUCUUUCCCCGUUGUGAUCAAAUCGGCUGGGGAAUUCGGGGUUUUGUUUCAGGCUAUUGUAGAGAAAUUGGGAUUUUUUAAGGACCCUUAUGUGAGGAAUGUGAUAAUGGAUAUGUAUGUGAAGCACGAGUCAGUGCAGAGUGCACGCAAAGUGUUCGAUCAAAUUACUCACCGAGUGGGUUCUGAUUGGAAUGUGAUGAUCUCUGGGUAUUGGAAAUGGGGAAAUAAGGAGGAAGCUUGUAAAUUGUUUGAUAUGAUGCCGGAGAAUGAUACUGAUGUGGUUUCUUGGACAGUGAUGAUUACUGGUUUUGCAAAGCUUAAGGAUUUGGAAAAUGCAAGGAAGUAUUUUGAUCUGAUGCCUGAGAAGAGCGUUGUUUCUUGGAAUGCUAUGCUUUCAGGUUAUGCCCAAAAUGGGUUUACAGAGGAAACUAUUAGAUUGUUUAAUGAUAUGUUGCGAUUUGGAGUUAAGCCCAAUGAGACCACAUGGGUUAUCGUUAUUUCUGCAUGUUCUCUCCGUGCUGAUCCUUCCCUUGCUCAUUCACUUGUUAAACUGAUUCAUGAGCAGAGAGUUCGGUUGAAUUGCUAUGUGAAGACGGCAUUGCUUGAUAUGCAUGCUAAGUGUAGAGAUAUUCUAUCUGCUAGGAGAAUUUUCAACGAGCUAGGUACGCAGAAGAAUCUUGUCACUUGGAAUGCUAUGAUAUCUGGAUAUACUAGAAUCGGUGAUUUGACUUCAGCUAGGCAGCUUUUUGAUAUAAUGCCUGAGCGAAAUAUUGUUUCUUGGAACUCGAUGAUUGCUGGGUAUGCUCACAACGGACAACCUGCACUAGCCAUUGAGUUUUUCGAAGAGAUGAUUGACUAUGGAGAUUCCAAACCGGAUGAAGUAACAAUGAUUAGUGUUCUCUCGGCUUGUGGACACAUGGGUGAUCUAGAAUUGGGUAAUUGCAUUGUAGAUUACAUUAGUAAGAACCAAAUCAAGCUGAACGUUUCAGGAUACAGGUCUUUGAUCUUCAUGUAUGCUAGGUGUGGAAACCUGUGGGAAGCAAAACGGGUGUUUGACGAAACAAAGGAAAGAGAUGUUGUAUCUUAUAACACGUUAUUAUCAGCGUUUGCAGCUAACGGGGACGGGGUUGAAACGCUGCGUUUAUUCUCAAAAAUGAAAGGAGAAGGCAUUGAGCCGGACCAUACGACUUACACUAGUGUCUUGACGGCUUGCAACCGUGCAGGAUUACUCCAAGAAGGCCAGAAAAUAUUUGAAUCAAUAACAAAUCCAUCAAUAAAUCAUUAUGCUUGUAUGGAUGAUUUGUUGGGCUGAGUUUGCAAGCAGAGAGAUUAAUUGAGAAAAUGCCAAUGGACGCACGCUCUUUAAUACCAGCCUAAACUCGCGGCUGGGAAGAAACAAUUUGCCAUCGAGAUGCUGAAUCUUAAACCCUCUUUUGCCAGAAAGCUGAACACACGCGGC